AUGGGUGAUACGCUUCGAGCUCAAAAGCCCAGGCCUAACGGGGCUCCUCCUCAAAUGAAACGCUCUGCUCCCCAGCAGCGAAAUCCACAGCCUCCUUCGGAACAGCCCAGGCUGCUAGACCAGCGCCAGCAGGCUCCCAAGGACAACUCCAUGAGACUAGAAGUAGGCAACUACCUGAACCUGCCAAUGGGCCAGGGCAACAUGCCACAGCUGGCUCCGCAUUUCAACCAGUCCAGACACAACUCCCAGGCGUUUUUGUUCAAUCCUGGAAGGCAGGACCUGAUGCUGACGCUUCUCAACUCGUACCCUCUUCCCAAUACCCAGCAGCCUCAGGGCAGCACGGGGAAGAGGCCUGCGGCCGAUCUGAACUUCCCUAGUUACUAUAUGGGUCUGCGUGAUUCUGUCAGUGGUGGUGCCAACAUGCCGCUGGGCCUGUUGGGCGAGAACGUGCCGCCUGGUCGUCUUAGAGGAGACCUGAUCUUCUUACCACCACCAGUGACGUCUAAACACCCUUCUGACGAUGGCUCAGGGCAGUUUACCCAGCCCCAGAACACCCAGCCUCAGUACCAGACCCAUCCUUCGCAAUUCCCCGGUCAGCUGCGCUCCAACAGUAUCUUCAGCUCUCUCAUUCAAAUUCCAGGCUCUUCGCUGAACCUGGUGCUGGAACCAUCCAAAACUGGCGGGCCUGGCACUUCCAGUCCAAAGAAGAAGACUACGGACGACUACCAAACGUUCGACAACAAGGAUAGUCUUGGCCAGAUGUUUGGCUGGAACCAGACGCCGUCCAAGCCAGCCAGCACGGGUGGAAAGGGCUCCAAGCUCUCCUUUGACGUUCUGAACGCUUUCUUGGAAAACUCAGGCCUCAUGGGCUCCAUUGCCGGUAUGUCUAACGACAGCAUCAACGCAUUCCUUGCGAGCAUCCAGAAUAACGGUUCUGUGGAUUUCAACAGCAUGAGCGAUCAGCAGCGGCGUGACUCCAUCUUGAAGUUCAUCAACGACCAGCAGCUGGGCGCUGAACGUGGCGCACAACCUCGCAAGUCGUCGCUGAGAGCUACGCUUAGAGAAGAUAUCUUCGAUAAGCUGAGAGAUAGCACUUCGACGCAGCAGUCUCGUGGCCAGCGCAAGUCUAGUCUAGGCAUGUCUGAUCCUUCCAGGCUUUCGCCGCUGUCGUCGAUGUCGUCCAAAUCUUCCCACCGCUUUAAUGAAGAACCCCAAUCGCCCAAGACGUCGCCCAGCCAAAUGAAACGCACCUUAGACCCUUCGGAAACCCUAGCGCUUCCUCCCCAGCAUCAGCAAUAUCCUCCCACAGCACACCCUGCAUCCAUCCAGAAGCCCACUCCCAAUAAUAACUACUACCCACAAAACACUUAUCAGCAAUAUCCAGUCUACGGUGAUAAUGUUGGAAGACAGCCCCAGCAGCAGCCGAACGCAGCUCAGCAGCAGCAAAGGCAACGUCAAGCCCAAUACUCUCCUCAACGCCAGUAUGCCCAGAAUCCACAGAUGCAGCAGUACCACCAAAACCUGCAACAGAUGCCGAUGUACAAUCAGUUUCAGCAGCAGCAACACCAACAGCAGGCACAAAACCAGGGAUUCAACGUUCCACAGAAUCCCCAGGCAGCGUACCUGCCUCAGAUGUUGAAGAACCCUCCUCCUCAGUUCUCGCCAGGCAACAAGAAUUAUUCCUAUGGUAAUAACCAAUCCCAAAGAGAUGCCUAUGCUUUACAGCAACAGCAGCAACAGGGCGGUCGUAUCCAGAACCCUAAUUUGUUGCCAGCCCAGCAGUUUGCACGUUCUGAAGACGGAAGACCUUUGCUUGGAGCAACUAAGGUUGACCAGCUCAUGCUUGUUAUUCAAGCCAGAGAAAAGGGAAACACCGGUGCCAUUAAACAAGCAUCAGAUGGAAGCAUUCUUGCGCUGCCUAACUCGAACCACGAGAAGAGCGCUGUUAUUCCUCUGACGGUCGAUUUGGUUGGUGGUAUUGAAAAGCCCCAAAGAGAAGAAGGCGAGAUUAUUGAAGGUGCACCUGAGAAGAAAAAGAAGCGUAAGGGCAAGACGCAACAAUGUCCUUACUGCUACAAGACGUUUAACCAGUCCACACAUUUGGAAGUGCACGUUCGCUCCCACAUCGGGUACAAGCCAUUCCAAUGUUCAUACUGUCUCAAGCGGUUCACACAAGGCGGUAAUUUGAGAACGCAUAUGAGGCUCCACACCGGUGAAAAGCCAUUCACUUGCGAGGUCUGCAACCGUUCCUUUAGCAGAAAAGGUAACCUCGCUGCCCAUAUGUUGACCCACAACAAGGAGAAGCCUUACGAGUGUAAGCUUGACAACUGUGACAAGUCGUUCACGCAGUUGGGUAACCUUAAAUCGCAUCAGAACAAGUUCCACUUGCCUACAUUGAACCGGUUGACGCAGACUUUGGCAGAGCUCAGUGGUGAAGCUUUAGAGAGAUUGCCCCCAGAAGAAAAAGAGCUUCUUACAUACUUCCGCAAGCUCUACAAGAACCUGAACAAGGGUAUUCGUGGACGUGGACGUGGCGGAAAAGGUCUUGAUGGAGACGAGCCUCUUUCUGCCGAAUCCAGUGUGCAGCUGAGUCCUCAACAAUUGUCGAUUCCAAGAGCUGACGGGCAGCAGCAGAUGCAAAUGUCACAGCAGGGUUCGCCGCUCUUGCAAUCUUCAGCGGCUCGCCGUCACGACGGGUACUGA
Messenger RNA from Candidozyma haemuli, 2703 nucleotides. RefSeq lists its product as uncharacterized. The transcript has a single exon. The record is from RefSeq and is a predicted model, not a curated record. Gene Ontology annotation, biological process: regulation of transcription by RNA polymerase II. Gene Ontology annotation, cellular component: nucleus. Gene Ontology annotation, molecular function: DNA-binding transcription factor activity, RNA polymerase II-specific; RNA polymerase II cis-regulatory region sequence-specific DNA binding. Bases 1 to 2703 code for a protein of 900 amino acids. NCBI's taxonomy places the organism in Eukaryota, Fungi, Ascomycota, Pichiomycetes, Serinales, Metschnikowiaceae.